GGAAUUAAUUUUCCUGAGAUUAUUCUUACGGUCAAGUCAACUAGUUAACAGUCGGAGCUCAAAUAGUGCACCGAGGCUGCCGGGUUGCCAGACGACACACGUCCAAAAUGAGUCAUCAACUUGUCUUAUAUCAAAAUCAUUAAAUGCGGUUUAAUCAUUGUUUGCAUAAUAUAUUUCAAACAAUAUACUGAUUUAAGCGUCGCAACGCGUUUAUAAAUGGUAGUUCCGAAUUAGUCGUAGAUUAUAACCUUUCUCCCAAACCUCAUUUCCUCCUCUUUAGCUAAGACACUAAAAAAUAUCAACAACAAUUAUAAUACUUGAACUUUAUGUUAAAAAUACGUACAUCCCCCCAGAAGGACUUUGUUUGAGACAUGAGAGUUCCAGCCGACCAAUCUCCUGCAGGAAUAGGAAUUAGAAUAAUCAAACCUAGAAAUGUCAUGCAUUCAGAACUGGACUCGCCCAGUGAGGUGGGAGCAGUCAUCGGUUAUGUGAAAUUAAAAAAAAAAAAAAAGCAAAGAAAACGACAAUCCAUUUCACCAACGGCAUCUCCUUCCUUUGACUUGCCUUCUUCCAAAGCCAUUAAAUGAAAAAAAAAAAAAAUCCCAUAUCUUUCUUAUCAAGAAACUCAAAGCCUGACGAAUUCAAACCCAGCAGCCAUCACCCAUUUCCUCUUUGUCGCUUUAAACCGGUGGCUAAUAGGCUCAAGCGCCAGGCUGGGUAUGCCCCCAGGUUCCAACAGUUCAUCGUUAGCUUUGCUCAGGCAAACCAUCGAAUCACAACAAGAAUGCAAAGAAGUAUUUAUGGUCAUGCAACUGAUGUGGAGAUUCGCCCCUUGGAUGAGGAGAAAGCUGUUCAGGCUGCUGUAGAUCUUAUUGGGGAAGUUUUUGUCUUUGCGGUUGCAGGAGCUCUCUUGAUCUUUGAGGUUCAAAGAAGUUCUAGAUCAGAAGCCAAAAAGGAGGAAGUACGCAGACAAGAAUUGGAGGUAAUAAAGCAACGAAAUGAGAACCUAGCAACAGAAGUGGAACUUCUUAGGCAUAAACUUGAAGAACUGGAGCAACUUGCUAGACGACAGGGACUCAGUGGUAUUUUCAAAUUUAAACAUGCUAAUACGGAGGGCAUAAAUUUGGCAAAGCCAGCUUGAUUGAUCUUAACGGGAGACUUGACGAAUAAGUUAAGUAUUACUUUUUGAUUCCAAUUCUGAUCUAUUAUAGAGUUCCCUGGUCAGCCCCUAACAAGGGAAUCAUUCUCCUUUUUCAUUCUUUUCCACAUUGGGCCAUCUUUUUUGGUCUGGAUUCUGGUUUCACCUGGUCCAUUGAAAGAUUAUACAACCAAAAUUAAUAAGUGUAUCAGGAUAGAGAUUGUAUCACAGUUGCUUUAAUAAGUUUAUAUUCAAGGAAGUCAGUUGGCAUGGUGUGCUAGUUUUAAAGUUUAAACAGAUACAUCAUUCUAAAAUUUACUUUUAUGAAUUGAAAUGUUUAUAGCUUUGCCAGCUAUGAGUGUUAACCUAUCUUUAGAACAGAUUUGCUCUUUACGGAACUCUUUCUCAGCCACACAAAGAGCACAUGGAUGUGCUGGGGGUGGAAGUGGAAGGGUUUAUAUGGGUCCAUUUUUGCUUAAAACUUUGCUGAUAAGUAUUAGGUGCUUUCAGAAUUUGGACAAAUGACAGUAGCCAAUCUAUUUUGGAACUUUGUGGAGGCAUAGUCUUGAUAUUUGAAAGUUUGUUGGUUUUAUGUAGCAUUCCUUUUCUACAUAAUAGAAGGCCUAUAACGUCUAGGAUCAAAGUUUGAGCCAUUUCAAUGGCUAAAGGACUGCUUUAUCUUCAACAGUGAUCAUUCUAUUCUUGAACACAGCCAAUAGGGGUUGGCGCAAGUGGUUAAAGUUUACGAUCUAAAUUCAAAGUGUCUAGGUUUAAACCCUUACAGUCUCUUCUUGGUAGGUUAUCUGUAAGUCCAAAAAAUCCUAAAAAAAAAAAUUGAAAGAAAGAUCCGUAAAUCUCCUUGUGGGUUAGCAAUUUGCUUGGCCUUGAAAAUGGGAUAAUCUCUCCUACUUCUAAACUUUUCUUGACAAAAAAAACGAAAAAAAAGCACAGCUAUCUUUAAAGUCUCAUCUGUAUGAAAGAAGGCAUCAAAACCGCAAAGAACUAGGAAUCUGGUGGGUGGUAGUGGGGAUUGUCUUUAUGCCUUUCUUGUCCAACUCAUCUUUCGCUUUCUUACCCCUACAAAAGGGAUCAUCCCUUUCACAUUUCUUUUUCUUUUAAAAGCGAAUUUCAUGAAUGAGUUGAGCAAAAUCCAACAACAAUAAGAGGUUAAAUCUCGUUCAAUUUAUGAGCCAUGUGCAUUGCUCUUGUUUACCUUAACAAUUAAGAAGUGAACCGAAUUCAAAUCAAAUCCAUUGUAAAGACUUUAGUGGGCACAGGGUCUGAUGGGAAAAUCUAUUAUAAGGACCUAUGUGGGCACUGGGUCUGAUGGAAAUUCGAGAUUCUGACGA
Messenger RNA from Durio zibethinus, 2487 nucleotides. RefSeq lists its product as uncharacterized. The record is from RefSeq and is a predicted model, not a curated record. NCBI's taxonomy places the organism in Eukaryota, Viridiplantae, Streptophyta, Magnoliopsida, Malvales, Malvaceae. Gene Ontology annotation, cellular component: mitochondrion. Gene Ontology annotation, biological process: regulation of lipid metabolic process.